Capsaspora owczarzaki ATCC 30864 is the source of this 2628-nucleotide messenger RNA. RefSeq lists its product as hypothetical. The record is from RefSeq and is a predicted model, not a curated record. Gene Ontology annotation, molecular function: UDP-N-acetylglucosamine transmembrane transporter activity; UDP-xylose transmembrane transporter activity. Gene Ontology annotation, cellular component: endoplasmic reticulum membrane; Golgi membrane. Gene Ontology annotation, biological process: transmembrane transport. NCBI's taxonomy places the organism in Eukaryota, Filasterea, Ministeriida, Capsasporidae. The transcript has 9 exons. Bases 79 to 2523 code for a protein of 814 amino acids.
GUUCACUUUUGUAAUUUUUUUGGUGUGUGCUGUGCUGUGAGUGGGUGCGAGUGUGCGAGUGUGCUCGAACUAUCAUCCAUGUUCCCGCCCUGGCUUGUGCCCGUCCUGUCUGUCUUUGUCGGAUGUUGCGCCAAUGUCGUCUUCCUCGAGUACAUUGUCAGAGACGAUCCGGCUGCAGGCAACUUGAUUACAGUUGCCCAGUUUGCCUUUGUGGGUCUUGAAGGCCUGGUCUUCCAUGUGCGCAAGGGCCUGCUCGGCUCUCGAACAAUCCCACUUCGGCACUAUGCCCUCCUGGUCGCGCUCUUUUUCGCUACCAGCGUUGUCAACAAUCUCGUCUUUGGCUAUCGCGUUUCGCUCCCACUGCACUUGAUCUUCCGCUCGGGUUCGCUCGUCACGAACAUGCUUCUGGGUGCCAUGCUUCUUGGAAAGCGAUACUCGCUCGUCAAGAUCUUGUCCGUCGUGUGUGUAUCCUGCGGCAUUGCCAUGUGUACGAUCGCGUCGGCCAACGCAUCCAGUUCCGGCGCUCAGUCCGACGGAAGUGUGGAGGAUUUGGUGAUUGGUGUCACACUGCUCGUCGUUUCAUUGUUUGUGUCUUCCUUGCUCGGCAUCUACCAAGAGCUCUUGCACUCGUGGUAUGGCAAGUCCUGGCGGGAGAGUUUGUUCUACUCGCACUUUCUCGCCCUCCCAGGGUUUCUUGUCAUCCUGGGCAAUCUGAUCGACCACUGGUCGAUUUUCAACCAGUCUCCACGACUCUCCAUGUGGAUUCCGUUCCCAAGUGUGGCAGAGAGCUUGCUCUCAGGGUCUGACCUGGUGCAAAUGGCCUGCCUCGCUCCUGGACCGCUGUCAGCAACGGCUGGCACUUCAGAAACGUUGCGCGCCAUUUGGAAUGCUGCUCAGCCCGUCCUGGCACAGGCUCCCGGCUCGCUCGCUCUGUGCGAAGUAACUGUUCCCAUUCCGCGCCUAUGGGUAUUCCUGUUGUUGAACGUCGUGACACAAUACAUUUGUGUUCGCGGCGUCUUUGAAUUGACCAGCGUAACCAACUCGCUCGUUGUCACGCUGACAGUCACGUUGCGCAAGUUUGCAUCGCUUCUUCUGUCGAUCGUUUACUUUGGCAAUCCCUUCACGUCUUCCCAUUGGAUUGGUUCCGCCAUGCUUUUUGUUGGAACGCUGGUCUUCCUAGACCUCACGCCAUGGCAGCGUACCCAGUCACCUGCCACACCACCGUCGUCGUCGAGCGAUUCUCCAGCAAGCACGUCUUCGUCGACCAACAACUCCACUACAUCUGUUGCGCAAGCUCCCGAGAAGGUUCCCAUGCAGCGCCCUCAGCUGAGCACAUCGCCGCCAUCACAGGCCGCGCGCAUGACAGUGUUGGCCCUGUUCAGCGUGACCAUUUCGACCUUGGUGCUCAGCUUUGGGCACUCUGCCCCCAUGGCCAUGCUCGCCAACUUUUUGGUCAUGCAUUUGUUCAACUUGUUGACAAAGCGGAUGGAGAGUGUGCGCACCAAUGCGCAGCUCCCGUCGUUUGCCCUGAUCGCCGUUCGCGCGUUUGUGGGCUAUUUGUCGAAAACGCGCGCGAGCAGCAAGACAAUCAUUCCAGCCAUCCAAGUUCAAGGCACUCACCUUGCCGUCGAUCCUGACAUGCUUCGGCAGUACCGUGUCAUGUGCAAGUACACCACAGCCGCUUCUCAGCAGGCAGAGUCGCUCUGCUUCCUCGAGAUCAUGUCGUUGCCGCUGGCAGGCAUGCUGCUGACACAUCCCGACUACCCUAUCAACGCGUUCGGGCACAUUCACGUGCGAACCGACGUUGUGCAAACGAGGUCUCUUUCGUUCGACGACCGCUCGCUGCGCUUUGAUAUGCAGAUGUUUGUUGAUGGCUUCCGAUGGGUUGAAGGCCGAGGGUUGGAGAUUGAGACCAUCACUCUGGCCACGCUCUCAGGCAGCGAAGAUGUGGUCUGGAAGUGCGCCACCACGCUGCUGGUUGUGUCACGGUCGAAAAAGGCGCGCUCAUCCACUCCAAGACCGCCUGUGCUCUCCGCAACAGGCAUCAGCACUUGGGUCUUGCCAGCAAACACUGGCGUCAAGUUUGCACAGCUCAGUGGCGAUUGGAAUCUCCAUCACUUGUAUCCUUUUACGUCGCGAUUGAUUGGGUACAACCGCCCCAUCGCGCAUGGAGUCUACACCUUGGCACGGGCAACCGCCGAGCUUUUCGAGCAUCGGUACGGCGAGCAAAGUCAGGCCGAUGCGCAAAAGCGCAAGCCAACCUCGACCCAUCCCAUUCGGAUGGUGGCAGAGUUCAAGGCGCCGCUCUUCCUGCCGGCGAGUGGCGUCGAACUGCGCCAACAACUGCUGCCAGCCUCCGAGGCUGCACCAGCCACAGGCUCCAAGCAGCAGGCCGCACCUGCCGGGUUGCCAGCGUUUAUUGACGAGGAAAUCCCAGUGAAGGGGAACGCUCGGUACUGCUCGUUUGCCGUUCAGGCCGCCACUGGCGAGCCGCACCUUCGUGGGAUUGCCUAUCCACUGUAACAAAAGUUGCCAGCCAAGCUGGCUGUACAAAGCAGCGUGUGAAGUAAUCGUACCUCUUGCGAGGACUUGUUCAAUUCAACAGAAUGAAAACAACCAGCAAAUCAG